This is a messenger RNA of Olea europaea var. sylvestris, 2060 nucleotides long. Its product is annotated as NAC domain-containing protein 71-like. The record is from RefSeq and is a predicted model, not a curated record. Lineage: Eukaryota; Viridiplantae; Streptophyta; Magnoliopsida; Lamiales; Oleaceae. Gene Ontology annotation, biological process: regulation of DNA-templated transcription. Gene Ontology annotation, molecular function: DNA binding. The transcript is spliced from 4 exons. The coding region runs from base 709 to 1635 and encodes 308 amino acids.
CUCUCAAAAAUUUUUUCUCACCGGGAAAUAGCUUCCUUUAAGAACUGUUCUAAUGGGAGCCUAAUCAAAAGCAGAAAUUGCCCCAAGUGUCAGUACUGCAAUUGCCCACUUAGAACAUUGGGAAAAAUUAGUUGUUGUCCGACUCAUGCUGAUGUGGUAAGAUUCAGGCCCUUUUCUUGUUAACUGUCUUUUAAGUGUGAACUGAAAACUGGAUUUUGUAGGGCUGAGUGGAAUUUUAUGUAGCUUCGGACAAGGAAGGAACCUUUCGGUGUUCAAUAUUCUUUGGACUAUCUAUAAAAACCACCCUACGCUACUCUGAUUUCCCUCUACAGAACUUCCUUUUCUCUGUAUAGAUUCCAUUAACAUUAGAUUUUCCCAUUCCUUUCUCAAGUUUACAGGAAUUUGAAUUCUGGGUUUUAUUUAACUUUAUGCAGUUUAGGUUGGGGGAGGGGGAGGAUUUUAGCUAAAAGAAAACUUUGAAUUUCUAGAGGAAAAUGAUACGGUUGUUAAAGGGGUGGAGUGUAUGGAAGUUCUUUGCAUUUAUUGAAAACAAAUUUUGUGUUUCCAAGAGCUUUUAUUUUUGGAUUUUUCAAAUUUUUAAUAGGUAUAGCUUGGGCACUUAGCCAAAUUCUUGAUUUCCUAAAUUUGCAAAUUUUUCCAAACUAAGCGUGUGUUUAGGCUUGUUCUUGGUUCGUGUUACUCUUCGUAAUGUGUAGUGCAUUUUUGCCGCCGGGAUUUCGAUUUCAUCCCACUGAUGAGGAACUGAUUGGCUAUUAUCUUAAAAGGAAAAAUGAGGGACUUGAAAUUGAGCUGGAAGUCAUUCCAGUAAUUGAUUUAUACAAAUUUGAUCCAUGGGAGCUGCCAGAAAAAUCAUUCCUGCCAAAGCGCGACAUGGAGUGGUUCUUUUUCUGUAAUCGAGACAAGAAGUAUCCAAAUGGCUCACGAACUAACCGAGCCACUAAAUCAGGAUACUGGAAAGCUACAGGAAAAGACCGUAAAGUCGUCUGUGAGUCUCAAGGCUACCGCAAGACCUUGGUUUUCUAUCGUGGAAGAGCACCACUUGGGGAUAGAUCAGAUUGGAUUAUGCAUGAAUAUCGUCUCUGCGAUGAUGUAACCAACGACACCCCAAGUUUUCAGGGAACUUUUGCCUUGUGCCGUGUUGUCAAAAAGAAUGGAAACUCUGAGAAGACCUGUGCUCAUGGAGAUUCUGCAUUUAAGCUGGCUGGAAAUAGUUCUAGCAACAGUGAUCAGUUCACCUUAAGUGCUGUCUCAAAUGAACCGGUGGUCACUUCUGAUAGCAUUCCUUUACAAACCAGUUACAUUUAUGGCGAGAGUCAUCAUACAAUUCCCGUUACUUCUCAAUAUCCCGUAGAACCUAUUGAGGGAUAUGAUCUCUCUACGAGCCUCUGGGGCCCUCCUAAUAUGAUUCUUGAUUCCUAUAAGGAAUGCUAUCCACAGUAUGAUCAGUUUCCGUACCUGGGUUCAUUUCUGCCACAGGAGCAACAUAAUAUGUCACAAAGUUCAUCUUACUCAAAUUUUACAGAGGAGGUUGGACUUCCGGACAAUCUAACUCAGUAUGGCUGCAUCUCACAUUACUCAUUUCAAGAGAGCUAUGAUGGAUAUCCAAGCAAAUGAGGAUUCAAGUCAAGCACAUUGAAUCAUCUAUAUAUCAUUUUAAGAGUAUGCCACGAGCCUUGAGACGGCACCAUUUAAUGUUUGUCUUGGAUUGGAUUAAAUAAACAAACUGAACUGGCAAUUGUCAUCAUAUUCAGUGUUUCCGCAGAUUUUAAAGAAGCUCUUAACCAGCCUUAGCCUAGCUGACGUGGGAGUUCGUUGCUUUCCUGCAUCUAGCCCGUUCUUUAUGGUCAAGUUGUAUCAAGACCCUGCUUUUGUACUACUGUGAAUCAAAAAAAGACCUCUCUUAGUGAUCACUUUUAUUGAUUUCACUAGGAAUUGGUCUUGUAUAGUAUAUAUGAUCACUAGAGGAACAAUGUUGAUUUAAUAUAUGUAUUUUCUUUAAUCAAAUUGGGGUAUAUGAAUGGAAUUACUUUACUAUUCAA